AAAAUGUCUGCGUAUCAAUCGUCUUCCACGAUACGAAACACAGUAUAAGCGAUUGAUGAUAGAAGAAGCAUGGGAUAAGUUAAACUUUACCAAAGAAUUUGAAAUUGGAGACUUUCUUGAAGCGAUAGCAAAUCUUAAAGGUGAUGUCUCUUACCACAUUAAAAAGAUUCUUGAUAGUGACAUAGCCACAUUACCAAAAAGCAAAGUAGUGACAGAACAGCAAGAAGAAGAAGAACAACUAGAAGAAACAGACGAUGAAGAAGCACAAGAUGAAGAACAAGAAAUAUCAGAAGAAAAUCAAGAAGAUGAACUAGAAGAAUAUCAAGAGGUCGAUGUAGAUGAAGAUGAUGAAAUUGAAUUAAGCUUGGAUGGCAGAUCUAAAAAUCAACGCUACGUACCUCUUCCUCGCUUACGGAAAAUAGAAGAAGAUAUUGACUUCAAUGAAAAUGUUUUCAUUGAUCCACUGACGCGCCGAUUAAAUCGGCAACGGGAAAGAUUUAUAAUAAAGAGAGAAAAAUUGAGUGAAUCAGAAGAAAGUGGAAGAAGAAAUUCAGUCAUGGGAUCAGAUAAAUCUCCAACUCAAACUGAUGAAUGUUCGCCUCCACAAAGACGUCGAACUGUUAAUCAAUCAAAUACUAUUUCUGAUGAAGAAGAAUCUAGAUAA
This is a messenger RNA of Copidosoma floridanum, 664 nucleotides long. Its product is annotated as DNA ligase 1-like. The record is from RefSeq and is a predicted model, not a curated record. Lineage: Eukaryota; Metazoa; Arthropoda; Insecta; Hymenoptera; Encyrtidae.